Molecule: messenger RNA, 1196 nt
Organism: Paramecium octaurelia
Lineage: Eukaryota; Ciliophora; Oligohymenophorea; Peniculida; Parameciidae
Source: the annotation of a GenBank genome assembly
AUAAAUAAUCCCCAACCUAAAAUGACAGAAGAAAAUAAGUAUGAUGGUCUAUUUAUGACAAUUAUGUAGUAAACAAAGGAUAUUAAUGUAUUCUUUGAUGCAUCAUUUGGAUUUUUAAGGUAAUUUCUAUUCUAUUGAUCAUAGACGUCACACUGACUUCUUUUUGGAUUAAAAACAAGCAGAAAAAGUUAUUACUGAAUCUUGUGCUAAAAAUUUCCUCAAAUUUUAAUCAGAAAAAGCAGACAAGGACAAGAAGGAUGAGCAACGAAAGUAAAGAGAAGAGUAAAGAAAAAGGGAAAAGGAAGCUGCUGAAAAGGCUAAGAAGGAAGCAGAACAACUAUAAUAACAAUAAUUAUUACAAUAAUAAAAAGAGAAAUUAGAAUAACAAAAAUAACAAUAAUAAUAGCAAUAACAAUAGUAAUAAUAAUAAGAACCAUUGGAUCCAUCAAUUCCAUUAUACUAACCAGUUUUGAAAGUUCCAGAGUAAAAGCCAAAAGAACCUGAAAAGAAAGAAGCUGAAGAAAAAGAAGGAGAGAAAAAAGAUGGAGAAAAAAAGGAUGACAACGAAAAGCCACCCUUAGGUAACGGAGGAAGAACAGAGAGAUAUAUUUGGACCUAAACUCUAGAAGAAGUCUAAGUUUAUAUCCCUAUCCCCUCUUCUGUUACAAGUAAAUAACUAACUGUGAAAAUUGAAGCCUGCUCAUUAUUAGUUGGGCUUAAAGGUAUUAAUUUAAAUUAAUUUACUCUAGGCUAACCUCCUAUCGUUAAUGGAUAAUUGUUUGAAAAAAUAUAAUCUGAUGAAUCAACUUGGUUAUUGACUGAUGGAGAGAUUUAGGAUUACAAAGGAAAGUACAUUCACCUAUCAAUUACAAAAUACUCUGGUUAAAUGAAUUGGUGGUCAUGUGUCAUUAAAGGUACUUCUAAUUAUUAGAAUAUAGGCGAUCUUGAAAUCAAUACUCAAAAGAUCAGUCCAGAACCAUCAUAAUUGUCUGAUUUAGAUGGAGACACUAGAGGAACUGUUGAAAAGAUGAUGUUUGAUAUGAGACAAAAACAAAUGGGCAAACCUACUAGUGAUGAGCUUUAAAAGUAGAAUAAAUUAUCUGAAUUCAUGAAAGCCCACCCAGAAAUGGAUUUUUCAAAAUGCAAGUUCAGUUGAUUUAUAAAUAAGAAGUUAAAUAUUAUUUUAUGAAUCUUUU